UUCUUCUUCGUUUUCUCCUCGUUCUUCAUCGUUACGCGGUUUCAAUCUUUAUUUGCAUAUUUGCAUAGAAAUUGAUUGUGUUUUGAUGAAUUUAAACCCUCAAUCACACUAAAUAUAUAUAUAUAUUUGAAUCUGUUCUGUGAUGGUUGGAAAUAUUGAGAAAUUGAGAUGGUUAGGGUUCUUGGUUUAAGUCGGUUUGGGGAGUUAGGGUUCUUUGUUAGGGCUACGAUAAAUUUUUUUGGUUUUUGCCGCUUAUAAGAAUUUUGUUCUUUCAUAUUAGUUGUGCAAUCUGUUGGAAUUUAAAGGAACUUUGCCACCGGCCGAUUCUCUCAUCAAUCAUUGUCGUGUCACAAGCACCACAAAUGGAAGUUGAAAUUGAAAAGAAGCAAAGAGUAGAGAGUGUAGAUGGAAAGCUUUAUGUGGCAACCAGCCUCGCUGAGAAGCAAGAAGUAAGAACUGCUAGGAAGCCCCAUUCAAGAAACAAAGACAAAGAAGUUGCUAAGCCAGAAGACAAAAACGUAGAAGUUGAUAAGCCAGAAGACAAAAACGAGGCGUCUUCUGAUUCUAGUGGUUUUGUGGAGUGGAAGAUGUACAUCUUUACCGCAGAGGAAGAGGAGAUGAUCAGGAAUCAGAAGUGAUUCUGACAUGGAGCCAGGAGAUGAUCAAAGAAGGGAGGACUAAGAAAGAAAAGCAGUUUUUAAAGUACUUUUGAUUAUAGGUUUGAAUCAUGUGUGUUAAUGAGUUAUGUUAUGUGUAACCUCUGCUGUUCGCUCGAGAAUUGUAUUUUCUCUAUUUAGAAUACUUGUCGCUCAAGAAAUGUAUAAUAGGAAUAUGGUCGGACGGGUUAUUACCGUCUUAGAAAAUUAAAUAAUAGUUUGAGCAAAUCUUUGAUUUGAUUUAAUUUAUAUUUUGUAUACAUAUUCAUUUAA
Messenger RNA from Trifolium pratense (red clover), 929 nucleotides. RefSeq lists its product as uncharacterized. NCBI's taxonomy places the organism in Eukaryota, Viridiplantae, Streptophyta, Magnoliopsida, Fabales, Fabaceae. The transcript is spliced from 5 exons. The record is from RefSeq and is a predicted model, not a curated record. Bases 363 to 638 code for a protein of 91 amino acids.